Acanthoscelides obtectus is the source of this 1464-nucleotide messenger RNA. The record is from the annotation of a GenBank genome assembly. Lineage: Eukaryota; Metazoa; Arthropoda; Insecta; Coleoptera; Chrysomelidae.
CAUACAAAUAUUAGCGUUAAAAAUCAUAUUAAUAGAAAAAGUACCGAUUUUUUCUCAAAUAUUCCGAUAUUUAGAGGUUUAACCUACCGACUUUUUAAGGAGACCUCUGGCAACACUGGGUUGAGCUUUGGUGUUUUUAAAUGGGAUUUUUGCCUAUGCAGCAACGGUAAACGGUAGGUACCAGGGGGGGUGAAACAUUACAAAAUUGCAAGUUAUACAAAACAAAAUUCUAUAACGCGACCAUUCAUCAUGACCUGGAUAUUCCUUUCUUGUCUCCAUUCAUUAAGCAAAUUGCAAGCAAAAGUUACGAACGUGCAACUUCACAUUCAAAUCCUUUAAUAAGAGAUGCGGUGACAUAUGAUCCUGCAUCCAUUCGCAAACACAAAAGACCUAGAUUAGCACUUCUUUAACAAUCUGAACAUCUAAAACUAUGAUUUAUUCUUUACUCCGUUACAUUGACUACUUUUUUCAUAACUGUAUAAUCUAUCUUUGGCAUUAUUUCUUGAAGAGAUUCGUUUUUCUGCCAGUUAGAACCUCAGUAAUUUUUGGGCAAAAGGCCCCCGGCCUACCCUGAGGAGUAGAAGAAGCUAAGUCAACUCAAGGGGGGUGAAACUCAUUUUGGCGAAUGGGAUACAACGUAGUGUUGCUGGUGCACAAUAUGACAACCAUGUCGCCCUCUCAAAAUAUGGCUUAUUCUCAACUGACGAUGUCUGAACUCUGAUUGGCCAGAUUUAAAUUUCCGGCAGGUUUCUUCCUGUGCUCUGUGCUUUGCAAAUUGCAAAAUAACCUUACUUUUUUCAGCAUGUCAUUUUCUUAACACUUCAUUUUUUAUAAAUAAUAUGCCAUAGAAUUAUUUUAUUCAUUAUAUAUAUCCUAGAAAUCAAGACUGGACAUUCAAUAAGUCGUGUAGAGGAACCAAGAGCAUGAGUUUCAGUUUAACAUUGCAAAGUGUCAAAGAUGAACACUGGGAUGGAGUUAACCAGGUGAAAAUGGAGAAUCAGUUAGUAGUUAGUGUUAAAUCUGAAACACCAGAAGCAGAACAAACUGUGAACAACACAAAGUUGGAAAAUAUGGACACUUUGAUGCUAAGUGAAGAGUUUGACAUCAAAUAUGAAUGUGAAGAUGCCAUAUUUGAUAGAAUUAAAGUUGAAGAGAAAUUAGAGCCUGGACUUGAAGCUGAUUCGACAGCAGAUACAGUUGACCAGAUGAAAAUGGAGUUCCAAGAAUCUGACAAGCUGGAAGAAAAACCAGAUUUAAGGAGCACAAAUCUUGAAAAUAUGUACGCGUUGGGGCUACAUCACGGAUUUGACAUCAAAACUGAGAGUGACCAAAGUGACGAGCAUGAUUCGGCGACCGAUAGGUUUGGAGACUCCGAUUGUCAAAAAAUGUUUUGCUGCACUACUGACAUAGAUCCCCGAAUCAUAACAGAAGCCGGAAAUUUGACUUUUUUAUAAGAUAUUCAUU